This is a messenger RNA of Taeniopygia guttata (zebra finch), 2297 nucleotides long. RefSeq names its product CLN3 lysosomal/endosomal transmembrane protein, battenin (gene CLN3). The record is from RefSeq and is a predicted model, not a curated record. Gene Ontology annotation, cellular component: membrane; lysosome. Lineage: Eukaryota; Metazoa; Chordata; Aves; Passeriformes; Estrildidae. Gene Ontology annotation, biological process: regulation of intracellular pH; lysosome organization.
CUCCUCCAGCAGCGAUUUGAUCUCGGCGAUUUUAUCCAGAGCUCGGCGGAGGACGCUGAGGGAGGAAAAGGGGAAAAAAGCCACGCCCACGCAGCGCCCAAUGGGGAUUAAGUUUGGUGAAAUCACGUGAUGGCGGUGUCACAUGACCGGCGUUCAACAUGGCGGACGAGGAACCGCUGCUGCAGCAGGAUGAAGACUCCGCCCCUGCCCCGCCCCCUCCGACCCCUUCCUGGCGAAUCGGAGCCGCUUUUUGGAUUUUGGGGCUGUGCAACAACCUCCCGUACGUGGUGAUGCUCAGCGCCGCCCGCGACCUGCUGGAGCCACGCCCCGGGGAGGAGCCGCGGAAUCGGAGCCGGCACGACUGUGACCCUGUGGGGACAGGGGCCGUGCUACUGGCCGACGUCGUCCCCGCCCUGGUGGUGAAGCUGCUGCUGCCCCUGCUGGGGCCGUACCUGCCCGACAGGUGCCGCGCGGUGGCCGUGGCUCUCUGCCUCUGGGGCAGCCUCAGCGCCGUGGCCGCGGCCAGAGGGACCCUGAGCGGCCUGGGGGGUGUGGCGCUGGGCAGUGCGGGGGCGGGGCUUGGCGAGGUGACCUUCCUGACCUUGGCCUCCUCCUACCCCAGCUCCGGGCUCUCCCAUUGGUCGUCGGGGACGGGCGGGGCCGGGCUGGGCGGGGCUUUGGCGUUUUGGGGGCUGCGGGCGUGGCUGCCCCUCCCCCACUCGCUGCUGCCCUUCCUGGCCCUGCCCCCCCUCAUGCUGCUCAGUUUUUUCUUCCUGCUGGGCCCCGCCCCUCCCCCCCCGCCGGAUCCGCCCCUCCCCCCCCCGGACCAAGGGGGCGGGGCCUGGGCCGAGAAAUGGGGCGUGGCCAAGGCCGCGCUCCGGCAGGGGGCGCCACUGAGCGUCGUUUACUUCGCCGAGUACUUCGUUAACAUGGGGCUGAUGGAGCUGCUCUACUUCCCCUCCUCGCCCCUCCCCCACAGCGCCCAGUACCGCACGCUGCAGCUGCUGUACCAGGCCGGCGUCUUCGCCUCCCGCUCGUCGCUGCGCUGGGUCCGCCUGCGGCGCCUCUGGGGGCUGGCGCUGGCACAGGCGCUGCUCGCCGCGUUCCUAUUGGCUGCGGUGGCGACCAAUCAGCUGCUGCCGGGGCUGGGCGUGGCCGCGGCGCUGAUGGUGGGGGAGGGGCUGGUGGGGGGAGGGGCCUACGGGAACGGAUUCGCCAACCUGGCCGGAGAGCUGCCCCUCCCCCAGCAGCCGCUGGCCGUCGCUGUGGUCACUCUCAUGGCCGAAGUCGCCAUCGCCGCGGCCGGAGGGGUCGCCCUGGCUGCUCACGCCGUCUUCUGCGGCCACUGAGUGACCACUGAGUGACCACUGAGUGACCAAUGAGUGACCCUGAGUGACCACUGAGUGACCCUGAGUGACCACAUGGAUCGGUCACAAAGUGACCCUGAACUGACCACUGAGUGACCAAUGAGUGACCACUGAGUGACCAUUGGAAUGGCCUUGGAGUGACCACUGAGUGACCCUGGAAUUGACCUUGAACUGACCAGUGGGUGACCACUGGAUUGGCCAUGGAGUGACCACUGAGUGACCAUUGAGUGACCACUGGAAACGAACCUAGAAGUGACCACUGAGUGACCCUGAAGUGACUCUGGAGUGACCACAGAGUGACCAUUGGAUUGGCCCCUGGAAGUGACCACAAACUGACCACUGAGUGACCACUGGAUUGACCCAUGGACUGGUCACUGAGUGACCACUGAGUGACCCCAUGGAUCGGUCACAAAGUGACCCUGAACUGACCAUUGAGUGACCACUGAGUGACCACGGAGUGACCACAUGGAGUGGACAUGGAGUGACCCCUGAGUGACCACUGGAAUGGCCUUGGAGUGACCCUGGAAGUGACCACUGAGUGACCCCUGGAGUGACCUCAGAGUGACCACUGAGUGACCACUGAGUGACAACAUGGGUCAGUCACAAAGUGACCCUGAACUGACCAUUGAGUGACCACUGAGUGACCAAUGAGUGACCCUGGAAGUGACCCUGAACUGACCAGUGAGUGACCACUGAGUGACCCUGAGUGACCAGUGAGUGACCACUGAGUGACCCCUGGAGUGACCACUGAGUGACCACUGGAUUGGCCCCUGGAAGUGACCACAAACUGACCACUGAGUGACCACUGGAUUGGCCUUGAACUGACCAGUGGGUGACCACUGGAUUGGCCAUGGAGUGACCACUGAAAUGACCACUGGAGUGACCACUGAGUGACCCUGGAGUGAUCGAUGAGUGACCACUGAGUGACCA